GAAAGGGAAAAGGAAGCGAAGGGAAGGCGGGGAGAGCCCCCGGGCGGUGUGGCGAGCGCUGAGGGCCGGCGGAGCUGCGGGCGCUCCCGGCCGGUGCAAAGCGGCGGAGGGCGAGCCUUGGCCCGCGGGCUCCUGCGGCCUCUGCUCCUGGGUUCCUCCAAAUCCAUGGAGGCCGUGAAUGUUCCACUGGGGCCGUGAAUGUUCCAUUGGGGCUGUGGAUGUGCGAACAUCCACACGAGGUGUUUGGGGCAGCCGAUGGGGUUUCCACCAGAGUGGGCAAAGCAAGCGCUUCUCUGUGAACUGAGACCUCUGUGAAACCCAGAGCCUGAGGAAAAACCCGCGUUGUCUUAGGAAAGCACUGCUCUAUUUUGCAGUGAAAAUAAGCAGGGAAGCAGAGGUGCUCGGGGCUGGAUGCAGAGCAGUGCUGGAUCCCAUGUACUGCCCUGCUUAUCUGUCACACACACCAGUGCAAUUCCUCACCCAGGGAAUUAUUGCAUAAUUAUUGCAUAAUAAUGUGGUUUUCUUCACAUGGUGCCUUCACACUGACAGGAGAAUGGUUGGGGAGGCAGCUUGUGCUUAACUGGAAAGAAGCAUUAUUUCAGAAUAAGCAUUCAGGGGAGAAGGGAGCAGGAAAUCCUGCCAGGAACCUGUGUCAUUUCCCCUGACUGUGAGCUCUUUAGGCCUGUAUGUUUUAAAUAAUAAUAAAUUAUUUCCUGAAUGUUUUAGGAAAUACAGCCUUAAUAUCACUGUAGUAUAAGCAAUUUUCUUGGAUAUUUUAGGAAAUACAGCUUUAAUAUCAGCUUAAUAAGUUAUUUCCUGAAUGUUUUAGGAAAUAAAACAUUAAUAUAAGCUAUUUCCCAAAUAUUUAGGAAAUACAGACUUAAUAUAACCUUAGCAAGGCCUAUAUAUAACCUUACCCUUUUCCUUUAAUGAGGUUCAUAUUUGCUCAUUUCUGCACGAAGGCAUUGAGAGUGGAUUGAGUUGUGUUAGCAAGCCAAUGUGAGGGAAAUGUGAUUUUUGUUACACAGGGGAGCCUUCAGCGCUCGCUUUUCCCCCUUUCUGUGUGCUGGAGGUGCUGUUAAUCCCGGAUUUUAAAGGCAGUAGUUGGGGGUGUAAAAGCUUCAGCUUGUUUUGCCAGCUGAGAGGGAGGAGGAGAGGGAAGGCGCCGGGGUUUUCUGUGUUUCAGGCUGGCUGGUGCUGCUGCAGUGAAAUGAGUCAUCGUCCUCAGCCACCAGCACCACACAGCAGCCACUGUGCGCUUUUGGCAACGGCCAGCAAAAGUUUGCAGGGCACAAUUCUUUCCAAUCAACUGCUGCUAAUUCCUUCUGCGUUCAGAAAAACAAGUGGGAUGACCUUUCCAUGUUAAAACUGUUAAUGAUGGAUGCAGCUGGAUGGGAGCACAUGGAAAAAUCAGAAUUUGUUUUUUUCUUCCCCUCCCCUAUCCUGCAGUGAUGUCUAAGAACCAAACAAAAACUUCCUGGUCUUCCCCUCCAUCAAACUAAGCAAAGUAAUGGCUGUUUUGGAAAUCCUAAACAUUUUGUAAUAGUUCAUGGUUAGGGUUGCUAAUUGAAUGUAAGAAAUUUCAUAUAGACAUUGGGUAUUUUUAACAGUCAUUAGGCAGAUGGUGUCUCAUUGCUGAAAGGACUGUAAUUAGGUACAAUACCAAAGAGAGUCUGUAACCUCCUUUCCUGUUGUGCUGGAUCAUUUCUUGCUGAGAUAAAUUCAAUAUAGGAUGGAUCUGUAAGAGCAGGUUCUGUAAACUAUGAACUAUUUAAAAAAAACAUAUGAGAGGUGAAGCAGAAAUAAGACCAGUGACUAAACAUUUUGUAGGAGCAUUUAACAAUUGUGCCUGGAGGCCAAAGAGGGGAAAAAAAGGGUUCUCUAAAAUCAGCUUUUAAUGUCUUCUUCAUUGUUCUCUUGUCCUCCCACUCUCAGAAAUAGUGAAAUUAGUGGUGCUCCAUUUCUGAAGGAAAAUUCUUUGCUUCUGCAGCAUCUUUCUGUUUUGAGAUUUCCCUGCAGAACCCUUCAGGAUAAGAGAACCCUUCCACCUUUUACAUUUUCAACUCUGGAUUAUUUUUUAAGAAGAUCUUAAUUGCAGAGUAGAGAGUGAGGAAGAGGAUGACAAUGAAAUGGAAGUGGAAGACCAAGAUAGUAAAGAAGCUGAGAAGCCAAACAUCAUUAAUUUUGAUACCAGUUUGCCCACAUCACAUAUGUACCUGGGCUCGGACAUGGAGGAGUUCCACGGGAGGACAGUGCACGAUGACGACAGCUGCCAGGUGAUCCCCGUGCUGCCCCGGGUGAUGGUGAUGCUGAUCCCCGGGCAGACGCUGCCGCUGCAGCUCUUCCGCCCCCAAGAGGUUAGCAUGGUGCGGAAUUUAAUUCAGAAAGACAGAACCUUUGCUGUCCUUGCAUACAGUAAUGCACAUGAGAGGGAAGCACAUUUUGGAACGACAGCAGAAAUCUAUGCCUACAGAGAAGAGCAGGAGUAUGGAGUUGAAACUGUCAAGGUGAAAGCAAUAGGAAGACAGAGGUUCAAGGUGCUUGAAAUACGAACACAGUCAGAUGGAAUCCAGCAGGCUAAAGUACAAAUCCUGCCUGAGCGAGUGCUGCCUCCCACCAUGUCAGCAGUGCAGCUGCAGUCUCUCAGCAGGUGCCACGUGAUUCCCUCUUCCAAACCCACUUCCUGGCAGGACAGAGCCAUCCGCCAGUGGUGGCAGAAGUACCAAAAGAGGAAGUUCCACUGUGCAAGUUUGACAUCUUGGCCCCCCUGGCUCUACUCCCUCUAUGAUGCUGAAACCUUGAUGGAAAGAGUCAAGAGGCAGCUCCAUGAGUGGGAUGAAAACCUUAAAGACGAAUCUCUUCCAUCAAACCCAAUAGAUUUUUCUUACAGAGUUGCUGCCUGCCUGCCCAUUGAUGAUGCUUUACGUAUCCAGUUGCUCCAAAUAGGUAGUGCUGUGCAGAGGCUCCGCUGUGAGUUAGAUAUCAUGAACAAAUGCACAUCUCUCUGUUGUAAGCAAUGCCAAGACACAGAAAUAACUACCAAGAAUGAAAUAUUCAGCUUAUCCUUGUGUGGGCCCAUGGCAGCCUAUGUGAAUCCCCACGGAUACAUCCAUGAAACCCUCACUGUAUAUAAAGCCUGCAACCUGAGUCUCAGUGGACGGCCCUCCACAGAGCACAGCUGGUUCCCUGGGUACGCCUGGACCAUCGCCCAGUGCAGGAUCUGUGGGAGCCACAUGGGCUGGAAGUUCACGGCCACCAGGAAGGAGCUGUCCCCUCCCAAGUUCUGGGGGCUGACGCGCUCGGCGCUGCUGCCGCGCAUUCCCGAGGGGGACGGGGAGGACUCGGAGCGCGGCCGCUCGCCGCUGCUGUGCCUGUGACAGCCCCAGUGCACCUGCUCUGUGCUGCUUCCCUGCUUCCUCAGCCCAGGAGCCCCGGGAAGCACGUCCCAUCCCCAGGGAACCAGGCUCACCCAGCUCCCCGUGCUGUUCCUGGAGAGGGGGUGCCAGGAGACACCAGGAGUGAAGGUCCACGUGGGACACCAGGAAAUCUCUGAUCCACGUGGGCACACUUGAGACUGGACUUGUCUAAUUCCCACUUGCAGUGAAGGAAGGGGGAUGGAAACUAAAAUCCAACUAAAAUCCCAAUAAGCAGAGUCUGAUUUAUGCAAUAUUCCCGGGAUGGUAGAUAGCAGUUACUGCUGUGGAGAGUUUGCCGUAACACACUUACACGUGGUUUGCUGAGAAUCCCUGUUUCUAACUCUGAGGUCCUUCAGGUUUGCUACUUGUGCUGCUUCUCAGCUUUUUGCUGAAUAACCAUGGAAGAGAGAAGCAGCCUGAGAGUUUUGGAGUGCUGGAAUGUGCAAAAGCUGGAAUUGCAGCUGCCUCCCAGGAUGGAGCCCGUGGGGAAGCGUCUGUUCCUUACAAGUUGUCUCAUCUGUUUUAGUCCAUUUGAUUUUAGAAGUCUUAAAUUUUAAACUGUUGGUAAGAAGUGCACAGGUCAGUCCCAGAGAGUAAACAGCAUUGUCAUGUUCAGUGUGCUUCAAUUACUUCCCAAUACUAUUGCUGGUAGUGGAAUUCUUUAGUAGUGGAAAUGUCCAUGGGGUUUGGGAAGGACUCUAAAACACCCCACUGAGGUGAUUUUUAAGUAGUACUUGUGACAAAGGGAAGGAAAAACCUCUUUUAGUUACUUUGUUUUCACUUUCAGAUCAUAAAGUAACAUUUCACAUUAUCACCUUAUAAAGAGCAAAAGUUUCCAAAUAAAACAGAAAUAAAGGCAGUGCUUUUUUGAGGGGAGGUUUCUUGGUAGAUUUUUUGUUUGCUUUGCUUUUUAUUUUGUCUGUGCUCCACAAACUGGGUGCCAAACUGGGGCCGCUUUUGCCACUGAUAUAUUGGGUUUUUUCCUCUCAGAAUGCACUUUGGUGAUGGCAGUGGAGAUAUUUUCAGUGCUUGUGCACAUAAACACUUGUUUUUCUUGUGAAGCUUUUAUCAUUCACUCCUAAUUCCUUCACAGUGAUGUAAAACUAGUCAAAUUUAAGACAUGAGCCACUGGUUGCUUGUUCUCUGUCAGGCUCCAGGCAGGUGUAGCAAGGACAGAUCACAAGCCUGGCACACCAGGAGCUGAUUCCCAUGGCACAAAAACACCCAAACCAUGGACUUGCUGCUGGGUAUUUGUCAUGCCAGGUAUGUAGAGAUUAAUUGUGUAACUCAGGUUUAGUUCUUUGAAACUUUCUACCUCUGUGCUGCUUCUGUUCUUCUUAGACACCUUUAAUUCCAUGUGCAGUGCCCUGACUUGGCAGUGAAAAGUAGAAUUUGGGAUGUGGCUCUGAGCAACCAGAAGGGUGAUGAUGGCUCAUUUUCAACAGAAAAUUUCUCAUUUUUCAACAGAAAACAUUCUGGAUAAUAAUUCAUUGUAAGCUUGGAAAGCCAAGCACUGGUGUGAGAGGGAGACUGGGAAUGCUCUGUGUUGGUGAAUCCUCUGGAAGCAGGCCUGGCUUUCCCUCACCCCUGCACACACAACACAUCUGGGCUGUACAUUUGGGUUAUUUUGUUGUUUAUCCCCUCAAAGCCCCUCCUGUCUGUUGUUCCUGUGUCCCUCAGUGGGUGCCUUGGGAUGAGCAUUCACUGGGGGCUGGGGAAGGGGAAUUUCAAAAGGAUUUUCUCAGCUGUCACUGAACUUCUAAAGGUUCAGUUCUUUGGGGUUUUGGCCGAGUCUUUUGGAUUCUCAGUUAAAAAUGGCAAUGUUGGAAUCCAGAAUAAGUGUAUAUUUGGUGUUUUGUGUAUAUAGUCAAAUGUAAGCUAAUAUAAUUGAGGUAAGUCAGGAGUAAAUUAAUACUAAUUAAAUUAUAUUGAUGAUGCUGUUCCAUGUGCUUAACCUGUGCAGUGUUUGCUAGAUUGGAGUCCAUGACACUUCCCAGGAUGAAUCCUGUGGUGGUGAAUCCCAUCCUUACUGGGAGGUAUCAGAAUAUCAGUGCUCCAGGGUGUGGAGUUGGGAAUGGUUUUCCUUACAUUGGUUCAUAUUUCCAUGCUUUCCUCUCUUUUGAAAACUAUUGGUGGGAAUUGGGGAAAAUUUGGAACAUCAGUAUGGAAAAAUAUGGACAGCAACUGCUUAGGAGAGCUAAUGCAGGGAAAACAGAUUUUAUAAAUAUUUACUACAUUUACCCCAUUGAUUGGCUGAGUAGCUUCCUGCAGGAAUUAAUGAAUCCAGGGGGCAGGACUGAGGGAUCACAGGAUUUACAGCACAGAUUUGCUCAUUUUCAAUCCAUCAUUGCAACAUCACCAACACACCAGUCAGAGCCUGUAACUUAACAAGUUUUCAAUUAUUUUAGUUUCAUUUUGACAAAUAGGUAGAACCACUUGCACACUGGAUCUGGAACAUUUCAGAUGCUCAUUUGUUUUUUAUUAAUGCUCUUUUUGGAUGUGCUGCAGUUCAUUUGUUCCUCUCUUUGUCACCUUUAGUUGCUCUGUGAACUGCUCCAGGGGUAGCCCAGUCUUUGCUUUAACUCUUCCUUCUCUCUGCCUUUUGGGACAACUUUUCUGACAAAUCUUGUGGCUUGCAAAUAUUUGCAAAGAAUAAAAUUCAAUUUGUUUCAAAACUCA
Molecule: messenger RNA, 6095 nt
Organism: Parus major (Great Tit)
Lineage: Eukaryota; Metazoa; Chordata; Aves; Passeriformes; Paridae
Gene: CRBN
Product: cereblon
Exons: 11
Coding region: 2130-3377 (415 amino acids)
Biological process (GO): protein ubiquitination
Cellular component (GO): Cul4A-RING E3 ubiquitin ligase complex
Source: RefSeq, a predicted model, not a curated record